Messenger RNA from Cuscuta campestris, 1480 nucleotides. NCBI's taxonomy places the organism in Eukaryota, Viridiplantae, Streptophyta, Magnoliopsida, Solanales, Convolvulaceae. The record is from the annotation of a GenBank genome assembly.
UCAAAUUAUAUUUUUAGGCUUUAAAUUAACACUAACACGGUAGAAGAUAAAAAAAGACUAUUUGUAGAAAGGUACCCUUAAAAAAAGGACUACGGGGGUAAUAUUUGAUAAUAGAGGACUAAAUAUGGAAACCCCCUGUUAUGAAGGACCAAUUAUGGAAUUUACUCUAUAAAAUUUGAAGAAGCAGAGAAGAAUAAAGAGUUUAGAUUCAUCAAAUACUAUGGUUGAUUGUUCAAUUUACAUCGAUCCACAUUCGUCCACGGUGAUACACCCCAAGGAGACGCUGUUGGAGACCAUUGCCGAGGAGCUGGUCUCCUCCAUCGGCGUGGAUGCUGUGCAGAUUACAUUCAAUGCAUUGGUGAAGGCCUUUUGGCCCAGCAGUGAAGCAGAGAAGAAUAAAGAGCUUAGAUUCAUCAAAUACUAUGGUUGUAAGCGCCGCCUGGAUGAAGAUGAGAAGAUGCACUUGGUGGAUGAGGAGGAGGAGCCAUUUUCGUACUUCUGUGACUACAUAAGAUUCUGGGAAAACACGCUCCGACAUUGGCAGGAUUGUUCGAGUUACAUCGAUCCACAUUCGUCCACGGUGAUACACCCCAAGGAGACGCUGUUGGAGACCAUUGCCGAGGAGCUGGUCUCCACCAUCAGCGUGGAUGCUGUGCAAAUUACAUUCAAUGCAUUGGUGAAGGCCUUUUGGCCCAGCAGUGGUACUGGUGGCAAGCCCCUUCUCUUGAAAAAGAGAAAAGCCGGAAGUCCUCUGGUUGAGAAGGAAGUGAAUUUGAUUGACAUCUUUGAGUCUGUUCCGCACAUUAGCCAAAACUCUAGGAAUUUCCACACGAUCGCCCGGCAUCGCGUCCAUCGAUCGUUGGUCGCUGUUGCUGCCGAGAAGACCGGAACGGUCGACCGUUUGUUCAUAACGGUCGAAGACAUCGACCGUCCCGACGGCAGUAUCUUCAACCGCCGCUGUUUCGAUCCAAUUUGUGAACUCUGUCAUCUGGAAUACGAGACAGCACGGAAUGGUAUACACAAAGGAGAAAGCAGUGAAGCAAGUGCAUCCGUGUUUGCUGUGAAGAAUAAGAUGGACGUCAAAGAGCUUGUAUGCACUCACUGUGGGAAAACAGGACAUGAGGUCGAGGCAUGCUACAAGCUGAUUGGGUACCCCGAAGGUGAAAUGUUAGAUGCAGAUGGAUCGAGUAGCUCCACUUCCAUUGAUCACUUUGAUGAUGAUGAUGAAGUUCCUGAGGAAGGGCAGCUGGACCGUCCCACGCGGAACGGCCGACCGGAAGAAGGAGAGAAUGCAGCUGGCCAACCGGCGGUCGAUCAGGUGGACCGUUCUGAUGUCCACGGUCGACCGUCAUCGAGGCAGAAAGAUGGGUCCCUGGGAAAUCAACCAACGGUCGACGCGGUGGACCGUUCUGAAACCCACGGUCGACCGUUGGACGACUAGAGAGGCAGACCCCAGGGAGAAGAAAACACGGUCAACCGU